This is a messenger RNA of Penicillium canariense, 1146 nucleotides long. RefSeq lists its product as uncharacterized. The transcript has a single exon. Bases 1 to 1146 code for a protein of 381 amino acids. NCBI's taxonomy places the organism in Eukaryota, Fungi, Ascomycota, Eurotiomycetes, Eurotiales, Aspergillaceae. The record is from RefSeq and is a predicted model, not a curated record.
AUGUCUCAACCAAAUGUCAACCCGACAAGUUUCACAUCAUAUGACGAGCAAACGCAAAGCAGCCUCUUCGCUGUCUUACCGCCCGAGAUCCGCUAUGAAAUCUUUUCCCAGGCGCUGACAAGCACGCCAGACUUUACGGAGACAUUCGACCAAGAAGGAUAUUCGACGCGACCAGGAUAUGAAACCCGCCAUCGAACCUGGACCGAGCUACUGCGAACAUGCAAGAAGGUCUACCGGGAAGCGUGGUUCAUGCCAUUCAUGGGCUCAGAGCAUGCAUUCUACUUGGCAUGGACUACGCGGUCACCCCGCCGACAGAUGACAGUCCAAAAGAUGCAGCAAUAUCUCGACCUGAUUUAUCAGCGGCAUGGUGAUAUCCAUGGAGGUCGCAUCCGAAUCUUUGCCCAACAAUGCGAACUCCAUGCCCCCUUUAAAGGAAUAUUCAAAAUGCAACAUUUCCACCCCACGUCUGUUACUGUCACUCUCCGGUAUACCGACACCUGGAAUUGGGAGAGUGAUAGAGCUCUCGACAUUGGAGCAAGCUGGUGCAAGGAUAUGAUUCUACCGGCCAGCGUGACUAGCUUCACCCUCGACGUUGAAAGUCUGGAGCGGCGCAGCUAUGAAGUGGAUUGGGUUUCACAGCAAGCCAUGGAGAAAUGGCACUUUGCGCGUGAUGACGGCGUUCUCCUCUUUUCUUGUCCGGAAGACAUCGCCAUCUCCCACUGGACGGGCAGUUCUGUGCUGGGCCAGGAACGCUGGAUACGCGAUGAAGAACAGGAGCGGCCCGGUAAACUCAGCUAUUAUGUUGGCUCCAUAACAUGGCGGCCUUCAAAGGAAUCUCUCAAUGACCGUCCCGUGCAAAAUCCAGGUCUAAGAUAUCAGGGUGACCGUGUCAGACCUGCGCAGAGGGCUUACAAUCACAUUGAUUGGAGGAAUUUAGAGGUAGCCAAUAUAUCACUCGAUAUCCCACCGGAUGAAGUUUGCGAGCUAUAUCUUCGAUGGAUGGAGGUGGGAGAACCGAUUGACGAUGAGGAGGAGGAUCUAAGGGAGGAUUCUGACCGUGGUGUGGAUAAUGAUGGGCACAGCGACGACUACAGUGAAGAUGGUGAAGGGAGUGAGUAUGAGCCCAGUGGUGAUGACAUGGAUUGA